CGAGGAAAAUAACUUGCGUUUCCCAGUAACAACUACUAUUCUAUUUAGGCUAGCGCAUUGUGAACAUUGUGAAUUUUGCUCGUCUUUAAAAGAUGGAAGGUAGUAGCAGAAUAAGCACAACAGGAGUUACAGGACGCAGUUCUGGAAUAUCCAGCGCACGAACUUCAGUAACAGAGAUUGACCCUCCCAUGUUCGACGACGAUGUUUUCCCAGUUCGAACGACGACACCGAAUGAGGAGAUGGUACCAGAAUGUCCAUGGUAUAUGCGUCUCCUUUCCGAGUGGUUCGACGCUUGGGUCAAUGUUCAUGAUUUGUGGCGCACACGAGAUUGUUGGAGCAAGUUAUAUGCAAUCUUAUCCCUCGUCUGUCUACCUGUACGCGUUAUCAGAAGAGCUGGGUCACCUCACAAUAAUAUCACAAUCCCAGAUCAUACAUCUGUGUGUUACCUAUUCCUGCUGAUGUGUUAUACAUUUGUGUUGAACUUGAUAAGAUUGGAAUAUUCAAACAACACGCGAGAUACUUUUGUUGCUGGCUGCAUGGCCUUAGCUAUUCUUGCGAUGCUCUACCUCUACUUAUUUACAAAAGAUCGAGUUCGCCACGACUCUUGCCAUGAUGCGCCAGUGCGAAUAUUUUUUCGCGGCGGACUGUAUGUUUUUGGUUUUGCAAGCAUAAUGAACAGCAUUUGUCUUGCACAUGAUGAAUUGCAAUGCAAGGACAAGAAUCAUGAAAAGGAGCACGAAAGUGCGGCAGCUGCGCAAAUUUUAAAGGCGCUGUUUGUCGCUGCGGAAACAUUGUUUCUGGGUUACUUUCAUAAAGCAUGUUUUCCAGUGGACACCGCAUUUCUGCAGAUUUCUCUCGCACAUGUUUUGGGCACGAACUUGGCACUUUGGUUUUGGACACUUUGCGAAGAAGCGAAGAAGCCUCAGGAUAUUUUAAAAUGCACAAAUCAGUCAACAACGAACUUGAAUUGGCACCGCUAUAAGAAGUACUUCUACCCUAUUUUUGUCGAAUAUCUCAUCCUUGCAUUAUCCAUACUUUAUGGCCUGUGGAUAAAUUUAAGGAACGUGGAGGAACGGUUUUGCCGCUUCUGCAAGAAUUGUGCGAGGUGUCUGUACCGCAGUCAAAAUUCUGUCCAUGAAGAGGAAAAUAAUGAUGAAAAUGCUUCACGUCGAGAGCGGUAUAUACCUCGCUGUGGCUUGGGAAUAAUGAUCGGGAUGAUUUAUGUUGCUGUGUUUUUGUUUCUCAUGCUGUUGGCAAUCUUGGAUGCGAGUGGACAGAAAGAAAGCGAUGCUCACAAUAAUACGCAUAAAAUAAAAAACAUUACAAAUUAUGAUACACUUCCAGCAUUUGAAGCUUAUUGCUACGGAUCAGUCGUAAUGUACUUGAGUAUGAUUUCUGCGUGCUACAUUAUUCUUGCUUCUCUCAGAUCGCCAAACGAUCCACAGCGAAUCCGUUCUAUUGACUACGAUGAUGUCCUGUUAUAUAUUUCGUUAAUGGGAAUACUUCUUUUAGAAGGAUUUCACCUUACAAGCAAAAUAAUAGCAAAAAGAACAUACUCUUAUCUCAUGGCUGUUGAUAUUUGCGGCACUGUUCAGCAUUUGACCCAAGCCGUCACACUCAUGAGCUUAAGUCACUAUCGUGGGGCAGCUAGUCGUUUGAAUAAAUCUUGGAUAUGCGAGUGUGUCCUAUUCUUGCUCUUAACCAAUCUUGGUUGGUGGAUUGAAGACUCGUUUUAUUUGGAGCCUGAAUUGACAAGGCCUGGUGAAGUCGGAACAAUCGAAGGAAUGGAAACGUAUGGUACAAUUGUAAAACCAAUGGUGAUUUUUUUCCGUUUUCAUUCUGCUACAUAUUUCUACAAUGCCUGGACAAUCUACAGAGUAUGAGCAAUGGAUGUCAGAGUAAUAAAUCAUUUCGUGGUGCAAACUGCGCACUCUAAAUGACGCUUUCUACGUUGGGAUAAAAUUGCAGUUGAAUCAUAUAUAACAUGUAUAUAGUAGCCUGACUUUUCGAUGGGGAAGGGGGGGAAGUCAGGCUGUGCGCAGGCUAGUAUAUAGCUGAGACUGCCAGAUUUGAAAAAGGGAUAUCAAAAUAUUCAACCGUUCAAUCAUCGAGUUGUUCUCUUUAAAAUGAGCAAAAUGAAGUGCGCUUAAGUGAAAUAGUCUGAUAAUUGAAAGAAAGUCAACCGUGCAAAAACUAUAUAAUUGUUUUUUCUGAGCAACGUUUAAUUUGCAUACUCAAAUUAACUUGCAUGCAGUUCCGUUACGGCAAUAUACAGGGUGUAUAAAAAAAACGCAACCUCGGAAUUUCCUAUAGAAAUCACUUUGCAAUUCUUAAGCAUAAAAGAGUUUAGGCCCCUGGGAAUUGAAAUCGAAUUGCUAAUAGAUCAUAUUACUGUUGUUGUGCAUUAAAUAAGUGCAUAAAUUUUGCUUUAUGCACUCGCGUGUGCAGUAAUUUUGACAGUUAUGCUAUUUUAAAUUCCCAGGCGCCUAAAAUCUUUUGUCUUUAAAACAAUGUCGAUUUCUUGGGAAAUUCCUAGGUUGCGCUUUUUUUGAUACACCCUGUAUGUAUAUCUCAAACUCAUUAAUAAUUCAUGACGGUAAAUUAGCCAACCAUAUUACUUUAUUUUGUUCACAUGAUGAUACUGAAUAUCUGGUGAAGAAUAUUGAUCCAGUCCUAGUACUGGAUGAAAAUGAUUUCAGUUCUUGGACUGGAUCAAAAUUAAUCAGUCACUUCAAUUUAGUAGUGAUUUAUUCGUAUAUCGCGGACUUGAAGUCUAGUCCAGUCCUCAUACAGUUGGAUUUGAAAUAUUACGUAAAGCAUGGACGGAUGUUGAACAAUUAAAUACUUUGACACACAUAUUUCAAAUCUCUCAUCCUCAGCUACAUGUUAUCAUUUAAAUUGCAAUUUUACACCGAAACAGGACGUAUCAUUUAGUUGCACAGUCGCGAUUAUUGACUGAUCCAUUCAAUUUUUAUUAAAGUUAUUUGUUAAAAGAUGAAAAUAUGAAAAUCAUCAGUUUUUAUAUAUUAUGGGUCAAAAAUUCAAAAUCGACAAAAAAUGUCCAUCCCAGUUAAGGGUUCCCGCGUCACGUAACCUUGGAAGUUUAAUUGGGCGUAAAUUUUCUUGGGGUUAUUCAUGAUUUUAGAAGAUAUAAGAAUACUGUGUGCAUGUUCCGGAAAAAUGGAGUAGGUAAAUGUUCCAGAUUUUUACACCUAUUAUUUAGUGUGCAUCAAUGUGAAAGAUUAAUUUUGACACUAUGAUUAUUAAAAUUAGUCUAGUAUAGAACCAAUGUUAUGGUUGUUUUAAAAUAAAGUCUGGUUCACUCAAUGGACCAUUGAAAUUGCAUCAGUUGGGUAAAGUGUUAAUAGGUUUGAUGACCUCCUACUUUAAAUAGCCAUCUCUUUGAUUAUCUAUGUAAAAAUCUGGUACAAAUCUAUUGCAUUUUUUUGGGUUACUCUGUAUAACAUUAAAUAAUCCACAUGAACUCAAAACCAAUUAACGUUACUCAUUUUGACCUACUGUAAACUGCAGUAGUGCGUGCAGCUUUAUUAUUAUUGGGGUGUUAAACUAUUUGGAAUUGACUCUUGCUUUUUCUGUAUACAAUGUGUAACCAUGUAUUAAUAUUAAUUUUUAUAUCACCUUUUUAUUACAUUAUCGUCAUUUAAUUGGCUGAAUAUUAUCAUGUGAUAUUAGAUAAAUAUGUCUAUGCAUUUAAUGACUCACCAGGCUUUCUGGACGUUGUUCCAGCAACUUGUUAUUGUUCUGCCAAUUCAACUAAGUGACAAUCUUGCAA
Paramuricea clavata is the source of this 3793-nucleotide messenger RNA. The record is from the annotation of a GenBank genome assembly. Lineage: Eukaryota; Metazoa; Cnidaria; Anthozoa; Malacalcyonacea; Plexauridae.